UUUAUAUUUGAGUAAUGAGCUAACAAGAACAGUAAGCAUCGAAGUAGCCAGAUCAGAUUAUGUAAUCCAACGAAAUGCACAACUCCAUGCAACAGGAGAGUUCAAACUAAAUCUACACCUAUAAGGCUCCCUGGUUGAUUUAUGCCAUGGGAUUUUAAUCGAAACCAAGUCCUUCGUCUCGAAUUGCCAUUUGUAGUAUGAUUGAAGACAUCUAGAAUGAAGUGAGUGCUUUUCUUUAUGAAUAGGUGUUCAUCCUCCAGCUGGACAAAGAACAAGAAACAUUUUGCAAAAAAGCUAAAUUCAACCAUAGAUAUGCUCCAACCAAAGUCUUGUGGAUUCCUGAUGCCGAGGGUAAGUAUCCUGAUUUACUGGCAACUAGUGGGGAAAAUUUAAGGAUUUGGGAAUAUGAUGAUGUAAAUUCUCAAGUUAAGAUUAAGGGGGACUUAAAAAAUGUAUUUAAUUCAUGUUUUUAACCGAAUAUAGACAAGUGAUUUCAAUGCUCCUUUGACAUCUUUCGAUUGGAGCUGCAAAUAACAAAAUUAUAUUGGAACUGCCUCAAUAGAUACAACAUGUACACUAUGGGAUAUUGACAAACAGACUGUAGUUACUCAACUUAUUGCUCAUGACAAGGAAGUCUAUGACAUUUGUUUUAGUGUUGAUCAUUAAAUUUUUGCAUCUGUGGGGGCAGACGGUAGUUGUAGAUAAUUUGAUCUAAGGUUAUAUUUUAGAAAAUUAUUAGAGCCUUAGAUCACUCGACAGUACUGUUUGAGACAGAGAACAAUAAUCCUAUUGUAAGACUAGCCUGGAAUAAAAUGGAUACAAAUUAUCUGGCAAUCAUAGAGAUGGAUGUCAACUAUGUCACAUUGCUAGAUACAAGGUUUGAUUCAUAUUCUUAUUCUUAUUCAGAUAACCCCUUCUACCUUUGGCUAAAUUAAAGAAUCAUAAAGAUUAUGUGAAUGCAAUAGCAUGGGCACCAGAAUCCACAACUCAUUUAUGCAGUGUAGCCGAUGAUUAAUCAGCUUUGAUUUGGGAUUUCACAUAACUACAGAGUAAAUAGAAUGAUUAAAACUCUAUUGGUAUAACUCUUCAUAAUUUAGAUCCAUUACUUGAAUAUAAGGCAGAAAAUGAGAUUAGUAAUCUAUCAUGGUCUACAAAUAAAAUUGAUUAAGUGAGUAUUUGCUAUAAUAAAUCAUGCUAAAUAUUGAAUGUUUGA
Messenger RNA from Paramecium octaurelia, 1213 nucleotides. Lineage: Eukaryota; Ciliophora; Oligohymenophorea; Peniculida; Parameciidae. The record is from the annotation of a GenBank genome assembly.